GAGGCGCCGAGGGGGACAGCGCGCCGCCACCAGCCAGGGCCCCGGGCCCCCGCCCCGCACCUGAGUCCUGCCGGCCUUGAGCCGCGCCGCGCCGCCCAUGGCGCCCCCGCCUGGAGUCCCCCGGAGCCACCUAGACGCCUGAGCCCCCGCAGCGCUCCCACCCGCCCGCCCGCCCAGCAGCCCACCCGGCGCCCUCGCCCGCCGCUCUCCCGGGCUCCCCGGCCAUGUCUCCCGCCUGGCUCCGGCCCCGACUGCGGUUCUGUCUGCUCCUCCUCCUCCUCCUGCUGCUGGUGCCCGCGGCACGGGGCUGCGGGCCGGGCCGGGUGGUGGGCAGCCGCCGGCGGCCGCCGCGCAAACUCGUGCCGCUCGCUUACAAGCAGUUCAGCCCCAACGUGCCGGAGAAGACCCUGGGCGCCAGCGGGCGCUAUGAAGGCAAGAUCGCGCGCAGCUCGGAGCGCUUCAAGGAGCUCACCCCCAACUACAACCCCGACAUCAUCUUCAAGACGAGGAGAACACGGGUGCCGACCGCCUCAUGACCC
Molecule: messenger RNA, 539 nt
Organism: Dipodomys ordii (Ord's kangaroo rat)
Lineage: Eukaryota; Metazoa; Chordata; Mammalia; Rodentia; Heteromyidae
Product: indian hedgehog protein-like
Exons: 1
Coding region: 225-536 (103 amino acids)
Biological process (GO): smoothened signaling pathway; cell-cell signaling; regulation of gene expression
Molecular function (GO): calcium ion binding; patched binding
Source: RefSeq, a predicted model, not a curated record